Messenger RNA from Trichoderma harzianum CBS 226.95, 1503 nucleotides. RefSeq lists its product as hypothetical. The transcript is spliced from 6 exons. Bases 1 to 1503 code for a protein of 500 amino acids. Gene Ontology annotation, molecular function: oxidoreductase activity; FAD binding. The record is from RefSeq and is a predicted model, not a curated record. Lineage: Eukaryota; Fungi; Ascomycota; Sordariomycetes; Hypocreales; Hypocreaceae.
AUGGCGAGGUUCCGGCUAUCGUCUCUUUUGGCUUUCCUCUGUGUACUGGAAAAUGCUGUCGCCCUCCCUCAGGGUUAUAGUGGUGAACCCAAUUUCAAUCUCAAACCUCUCCUCACCGACCCAAUUCGUAAAUGGUCACUCAAUACAACCGUAUCAUUCCCCAGUUCGUCUGCUUUCAAUGCCUCUACAGAGCGCUGGACUAUCGCCGAUCCACCUACUUAUGUCGCUGCCAUCAGGCCUGGGACGGAAGAAGAUAUUGGCAAAGUAAUCAACCUCGCCAAGACUAAGAGAUUUCCAUUUUUGACUAGAGGGGGUGGGCAUGGUUACGCUGCCAGCCUUGGUGAAUUUCAGCUUGGACUCUCACUAGAUUUGAGUCAGUGGGAGUAUCUUGAGAUUGACAAAAAGGCCCAGACUCUCACUGUAGGUCCUGGUAUUACGUUUGCCGAAAUCUUUGACCCUCUGUUCAACGAUGGAUUCUACAUUCAAACUGGGAGUUGCUCAUGUCCCUCCAUGAUUGGUGUUACCCUCGGAGGCGGAAUCGGGAGAUUAAUGGGAAAAUACGGCUUGCUGAUGGAUGCCCUUCAGUCCGUUCGUAUGGUUGGGGCCGAUGGAAAAGUGAUGACAGUUUCAGCGACUUCUCACCCUGAUCUAUGGUGGGGAAUCCGUGGUGCUGGCGCAAAUUUUGGAGUCAUCACGUCUGCUACGUACAAGAUUCAUCCAUUGGUCAACAGCGGAAAUGUUUUCGUCGCCGAUUUCUAUCUUCCGCCGGAGAGAAGCCGAGAGUAUUUCAACAUGGUUGAAGCCAACUACAGCAAUAUGCCUGCCAAUUUAGCCCAGGUAAUGGUGGGAAUCUGGAAUAGGACCACCAGCUCUGUUCAACUUGUUGGCAACUGGGUUUACUAUGGGACUGAGAAAGAGGCUCGCAAAGUGCUGGCCCCGGUGUUCAAUCUGAAUGCUACUUCAUCUACUCGAAUUGUUCAAUGGAACAAACUAGUCUCGUCUAGUGGUUUUGACGAGUUUAUCUGUCAACCCAAUCAGCCACGCUCUCUUUUCAGUUUAAACCAGAAGAUUUACUCUGCUGAUGGCUACCAGGCGGGCUUCAAGAAGAUUGAAAAGUACUUAUAUGACCAUCCUGGUGGGCGCGAUACAACGCUUGUCAUUGAGAAUUUUCCCAACCAGGCCGUCGUUGCAGUACCUGAUGAUUCAACCGCAUUCCCAUGGAGAGAUUUCAAGGGCUUCAUCCAAGUUAACUUCGCUUGGAUGGCUGGCGAUGAGGCCACAGCACGAGCUUCCAACAAACUCGGGGAGGAGCUGCGCAACCAGUUCGCUGCCACAUCUGGAUACUCUGAGAAGACUGUUUUCGUCAAUUAUGCUCGUGGAGAUGAAUCCAUUGAGAACAUUUAUGGCAAGAGGAAGUUGCCUCGCCUGGCCCAGUUGAAGAAGAAAUAUGACCCGUCCAAUCUCUUUGCUUACAAUCACCCACUCCCCAUGCAUUAUCAUUAA